AUGGCAGUCGCACGCGGUACUCAAACAUCUGCAUCACUUCACAAUAGCUACACUGUGCUGAACCCAAGAAGAAGAGUGGGCAACCCCUACAUCACCACCAUUGAUUUCAUUUCUAUUGUCAUUGGGCUCUACGGAUACCACGAAGUCACGUCAUUCCAAUUACCACCACACUUGAAAGACGCAGGCCACUGGCAAUUCCUAACCAACUUGUCCCUAGUCUACUCCCUUUUCGUAUUCAUUGUUGGAUUCGUUGCUCAUGUAACCAAGUCGCAAACAUUAUUCCUAUUCAAGAACAAUUUGCACCCCAUUGGCUUGGCUUUAGAGACAAUCGUUGCUGGAGUGUACUGGCCAUUACGCUUAUUCUUUCUUCAUUUAUUGACUAAGGACCCUGACAAUUUCAAUUUGCCAUUGGUGACUGACUUGUGCAUCCACUUGAUGCCAGUUACAAGUUUACUUGUUGAUUAUUUGGUGUUUAUGCCGCGUUGGACAAUCAGUGAUAACACCGCAUUGGGAUUCGUGGUGUUGUUGACGACUUUUUAUUGGUUCUUGUUGGAUAACUUGAUUGAUGUUGAAAAGGGCGGUAGUUAUCCGUAUGAGUUUAUGAAUGUUGAAAAGGAUAGUCAACGUAUUGGUGUGUUUGUUGUGGUUGCGGUUGUUGCAUUUGCUCAGUUUUUGGUUAUGAGACGGGUUUAUGAUUGGGUUGUGGGCAAAACUGAGGAGGCUUCUGAGCUUAUUGAUGAGGAGCUAGAUAAGAAAGAGUUGUGA
Messenger RNA from Lodderomyces theae, 765 nucleotides. RefSeq lists its product as uncharacterized. The transcript has a single exon. The record is from RefSeq and is a predicted model, not a curated record. The coding region runs from base 1 to 765 and encodes 254 amino acids. NCBI's taxonomy places the organism in Eukaryota, Fungi, Ascomycota, Pichiomycetes, Serinales, Debaryomycetaceae. Gene Ontology annotation, cellular component: endomembrane system; membrane.